This is a messenger RNA of Impatiens glandulifera, 573 nucleotides long. Its product is annotated as F-box only protein 6-like. The transcript has a single exon. Bases 1 to 573 code for a protein of 190 amino acids. The record is from RefSeq and is a predicted model, not a curated record. NCBI's taxonomy places the organism in Eukaryota, Viridiplantae, Streptophyta, Magnoliopsida, Ericales, Balsaminaceae.
AUGGCACCAUCAAAAAGUUCAUUCUUUCUUAGAGAAGUUGGUUAUCUACCUCUAGCUUAUAUUGGUGGAAUUAUUUGUUUUGUCAAUAUUCAUCAUACACGUUUUUUCGUGGGUUACCCGCUUACUCAAACAUUCAAGGAGCUUCCAGAGCUUCCAGCUUCUUCAAGCAUGCAUUGGUCUCAAAUAGCCGUUGGAAUGUGGAUGAAUGGAAAAUCCACAAUCGAGGGUUAUAAGAUCCUCUUCUUAGGUUGCAAUGGCAAGUACAUAAUUUUUGACCCCAUCAAGAAUAUAUGGUAUAAAUCAAAAGUUAUUCCAACGAGCAUAAGGUUGCCGUUGAUUAUGAACUUGCGCUCGCAGGCUAUCUCCGUGGAUGGUUUUCUUUACUUUAUGUCUUCAUAUCCAAACGGUAUGAUCUGCUACAAUAUGUUGUCUGGAAUUUGGAAUCAUUUCUUAGUCCCGAUUCUGCAUGCUAUAAUUUCUGGCCGAAUUCUAGUGGAAUGUGGGGGACGAAUCAUGUUCGUUUGUGUGAUGAUAAAAUCGCAUGUUUCUAUUUGCAUUUGGGAGUUUAAAUAA